UUUAGUUAAAUUUUGUCCGGGACUGUAUUUACACCAUUAUUCCAUCAUCUAUUAUGGGACGAAGGCAAGCACGAUUCGGCCUCGUUCUCUGGCUCUUGUUGAUGUUGUGCGUAGUGGCGCAGAUCGCCGGGGCUGACAGCAUAAAUAAUUCCACAUUGGGAGGGCUGCUUUGGACAAGUACAAAAGUGGAAGCCAAUCCGCGGAAAUCGGAAUUGGAAGAAUCGGUGGUGGGAAAUGAAAACAAUGACAACAACGAUGACGAGAUUGAGUUCAGCGGCGGUUUCUCUUCGCUCGAUGGCAUGUUGCAGUGGGCCAUAGGCCAUUCUGAUACUGCCAAAUUGAAGGAAACAGCACAAGAUGUUCAAAGCCUAUCUGCUAAUGAGUUAAAGAAGCAUCAAUUGGAAAUAAAGGAACUGAUGGAGGAAAUGAAGAUGCCAUCUGAUGCAGAAUUGAUGCAAAUAGCAGUAGCAGAUUUGAAUAAUUCUUCUCUUUCGUUGGAAGAUCGUCAACGUGCAUUGCAGGAGCUUCUUAUUCUUGUCGAGCCAAUAGAUAAUGCAAAUGAUCUGAACAAACUUGGGGGCCUGGCAGUGGUGAUUCUUGAGCUUGAUAACUCUAAUCCAGAGAUACGGAGCACUUCUGCAUGGAUUAUUGGAAAAGCCAGUCAAAACAACCCAGUUGUCCAGAAGCAGAUUAUAGAGCUUGGUGCACUGAAGAAGCUAAUGGAGAUGUUGAAAUCUAGUUCUGCGGAAGAGGCAGCAAAAGUCUUAUAUGCUGUGUCAGCAUUAAUCAGGGGAAAUUUAGAUGGGCAAGAACUGUUCUAUGCAGAAGGUGGAGAUUUGAUUCUACAGGACAUGAUGAGAAACUCCAGCAUUGAUAUCAGGCUUCGUAGGAAAUCUGUUUCUCUUUUAGCAGAUUUGGCCGAAUUUCAGUUAGUGAAAGCGAAUAAACAAGAGUUUCCUUUCUUCUCCAAUCCUUUCUUCUUGAAAACUGUGGUUAAUUUGAUGAGCUCGACGGACCUCGAUCUGCAGGAAAAGGCCUUGAUGGCAAUUAAGAGUAUCCUACAGCUCAGAACAACUGAAACUCUAGUUCACGAAGACUUCUGUGGUCUGGAUGAAGUGCUUGAGAGGAUGCAGAAGAAUUUUCAGCAAUCAAUAUCAGAGGAAUGUCAGAAUGAUUUUGUGAGGGACCUGGAAAGCCUCCGUGGAGAAGUCGAGAUAAUUUUCCAUAGCAAGCUUGAAAAAGGUACAUUUAGAGGUUACUUGGGCUUUGAUUUUUCAAUUUGGGGCCUGCUACUAGGUUUAUGGAAAACACUUUGGUCAUUGAACUUGUCGCAGGUAACGUGGGUACCAAAUGCCAUGAACACUAGCAGCUAUUGAUGGAUGCAAGUCAUAUUGUACUUCAGUUAUUGCACUUUCUUUGAUCUCGUGGGCCAGUGAACUUGAUUUCCCUGUUAAACUUCUAACCUGUUAAGGUAUUUAUCUUGAGAAAACAACAGUUAGAUCAUCAUUCUGGAGUCUGGAAUUUUCAAUCUACGGUAAAACAGCUACAAUUGGAAGUCUAUUGUAUGAUCAUUU
Telopea speciosissima is the source of this 1574-nucleotide messenger RNA. RefSeq names its product hsp70 nucleotide exchange factor FES1. The transcript is spliced from 7 exons. Bases 54 to 1376 code for a protein of 440 amino acids. The record is from RefSeq and is a predicted model, not a curated record. NCBI's taxonomy places the organism in Eukaryota, Viridiplantae, Streptophyta, Magnoliopsida, Proteales, Proteaceae.